UACUUUAUAUCCAAGAAGAAGGCACUUAUUCUAGCUAUAAUUGUUAUAGGUGUAAUUGUUCUUGUAGGUGUUUUGGCUGGAGUGUUAUCUCAAGGAAAUCAAACUAGCGGCCAUGGAAGCACUGAAGCUGUUACUACUAUGGCUCCGACAACGAUGGCUCCAACAACGAAAGGUGCUACUGCUAAACCUACAACAGCAAAGCCUAUAUCGCCUUACGCAGCAGUGAAUAAUAUUCGCUUGCCAAAGAAUGUCAUUCCAAUCCAAUAUUGGUUCACCUUAGAAAUCGACAUGACUGCCUUAACUUUUACUGGUAGUAAUGUCGCUGAAUUGAAUGUUACAUCACAAACCGACAUUUUUAUUUUUCACAUCAAGGAUAUGGAAAUAACUACAACACCUCAAGUUGCUACUGAUCAAGCUUUACAGAAUAAGCUAUCUAUUAAAGAACACAAAGGCUUUAAACCUAAUGACUAUUACUAUGUUGCAUUAAACAAUGCUGUAGGAGCUGGUACUUAUUAUGUCCGAUUUGACUUUAAAGCUCCAUUAUCAACCGUUCUUAACGGUCUUUACAAGAGUUCUUAUACCAAACCGGACGGUACUAAUAAAUGGCUAGCAGCCAGUCAAUGUCAACCUACUGAUGCCCGUAAGAUCAUACCAUUGUUGGAUGAGCCGGAAUUGAAGGCAAUGUUUACAGCCACAAUUAGUGUCCCCAAUAAUUAUGGAGCUUUAUGGAAUAUGCCAGAAUUAACAUCGGUAGCAGCUACUCGACCUGGAUAUCUUACAAAAACUUAUCAAAGAAGCCUCCGAAUGAGUUCUUACUUACUGGCUUUCGUAAUCUCAGAUUUCGAAUUCAGAGAAUUAAGAACCAAAACUAACCUACCGGUUCGCGUUUGGUCUACCCCUCAUACCAUUAAUCAAAGCUCAUUUGCAUUGAUUGGAGGCGUCAAUAUAACUGAAUACUUUGAAGAUUUCUUUGGUGUUCCCUAUCCACUGCCAAAACAAGGCAUGCAAGAUUCUAUUUCUCUAACUGAUUACGAGUCUAUUCCUGAUUUUGCCGCUGGUGCUAUGGAAAAUUGGGGUCUCAUCUUGUAUCGUGAAACUGCCUUGUUAUAUGAUCCAAUGGUCUCAGCUGCUGGCAAUCAACAACGUGUAGCUGUUGUUGUUUCUCACGAAUUAGCUCAUAUGUGGUUUGGUAACUUAGUAACCAUGAGAUGGUGGGAUGACUUGUGGCUAAAUGAAGGUUUCGCCAGCUUUACAGAAUAUCUUGGAGUUAACGAAUACCAACCUGAUUGGGAGAUGAUGUCACAAAUUGUUCCUCUUGACUACCAGAGGGCUUUUGGAUUAGAUGCUUUUGUAACAUCUCACCCUGUUCAGGUUACUGUUAACCAUCCCGAUGAGAUCAAUGAGGUUUUCGAUGCAAUUUCAUACUCUAAGGGAGCUUCUAUCAUCAGUAUGAUGAGACAAAUGAUGGGCAACGAAGACUAUCAAAAAGGCAUUUCUAAUUACUUGAAGAAAUACGAAUUUAAAAAUGCAGUUACCAGAGACUUGUGGCGAACCCUAACAGAGGCUUCAACAAGAAAUAUUAAUGUUACUGAAGUGAUGGAUACUUGGACACUACAAAUGGGAUACCCAGUAGUAACUGUUGGCGACGUCAGUGGUGGUAAAGCUACCAUUACACAAAGGCGCUUUUUGUUAGAUCCUACUCAAAAUCCAGAUGUUGAUCCAGCUUCAUCUAAAUUUAAAUCUCCUUUUGGAUACAAGUGGAAUAUCCCUAUCACUUACAUAACUGCUGAUGAUCGUAAUACUGUUAAAUCAACGAUUUUUAAAAUGAAUUCCAAUACUCAAAUAACCUGGCCUGACGGCACUUGGCUCAAGGCUAAUGUUGGCCAACUCGGUUUCUACCGUGUCAAUUAUCCAGCCUCUAAUUGGAAUGCAAUUAUUAGUGCUUUAGUAACUAAUCCAAACGAAUUUCCCAAAACUGACAUCAGUGGUUUGAUAGACGAUGCCUUCAAUCUUGCCAGAGUUGGUCAGACUACCUAUGAUAUUGCUUUGGGAACUACUAAAUAUCUCACUAAGGAGACAACAUAUAUCCCCUGGUAUACUGCUACCGCUGCACUUGGUGAAAUAAGUUCGAUGAUUUCAUAUAGAGAAUCUUAUGGCAGUUUCCAGAAAUAUUAUUUGCAACAACUAAAACCAUUGUUAGAUACCAUUCGUUUCGAAGAUGUUGGCUCUCAUACACAAAAAUUGCUGAGAACAAGAGUAAUGUCUAUUGGAUGUGGUCUUGGAUAUAAACCUUGCCUCGAUAAUGCAACUAGAAUGUUCCAAGCAUUCAAGAGCAAUUCUGCUGCCAAUGCAGUCCCUCCUAACUUGAAAGCUGUCGUUUACCGAUAUGGUAUAGCUUCUGGAGAUGUUAGUGAUUGGGAUUUCUUGUAUGAAUACUUCUAUAAAACCAAUGUUGCUUCAGAAAAACGAACAAUAUUAGAUGCUCUAUCUUAUUCCAGCACUCCAUGGAUUUUGAAUAGAUAUUUGCAAUGGUCGAUUAAUCCGGCUAAAAUCCGAUCACAAGACACGACCAUUGUUAUCGAUUAUAUUUCUGCGAAUAUUGUUGGUAGACCAUUGGCAUGGGACUUUGUUCGUCAAAAUUGGCCCUAUUUAAGAAAAACCUAUGGUGGAAGUUUCUUCUCCUUUGGUAGAUUAAUCAGAAGUACUGCUGGUAGAUGGGCCUCUGAAUUCAGAUUGAAGCAGGUGCAAGAUUUCUUUAAAGCCAACCCUGAUGUCGGUUCAGGUGCUACAGCGGUUAAUCAAUCUCAAGAAUCCAUCAGAAAUAGAAUCAAAUGGAUUACAGAUAAUGAAGCUACUGUUGAUGCAUGGCUUAAAAAGAAUACUAACUAACUUUUAUGUCCCUAAUAGAAGCAAUUAGCAGCAAUAAUUUCUCUACCAAUGAAUGAUGC
Trichoplax adhaerens is the source of this 2948-nucleotide messenger RNA. RefSeq lists its product as uncharacterized. Gene Ontology annotation, molecular function: metalloaminopeptidase activity; peptide binding; zinc ion binding. The transcript is spliced from 20 exons. The coding region runs from base 139 to 2889 and encodes 916 amino acids. Gene Ontology annotation, biological process: proteolysis; peptide catabolic process. The record is from RefSeq and is a predicted model, not a curated record. NCBI's taxonomy places the organism in Eukaryota, Metazoa, Placozoa, Uniplacotomia, Trichoplacea, Trichoplacidae. Gene Ontology annotation, cellular component: cytoplasm.